Molecule: messenger RNA, 840 nt
Organism: Mesocestoides corti
Lineage: Eukaryota; Metazoa; Platyhelminthes; Cestoda; Cyclophyllidea; Mesocestoididae
Source: the annotation of a GenBank genome assembly
AUGUCAGGUACCGGCGACACCGUUGUGUUCCGGCGCAAUACGAGGCAGUCUGGAUCGUCAAAUCUUAAUUAUGAGGCAUCCGUUAGUGAUGAUAAUCACAAAGAUGAUGAUUCCAAGGAAGCACGAUUUACCCUUAUGGAGGAAAUUCUACUCCUAGGUCUUAAAGAUCGGGAAGGAUAUACGUCUUUUUGGAAUGACAACAUCAGUUUUGGACUUCGUGGCUGCUUUCUUAUUGAGUUAGCCUUGCGCGGUCGUAUUACACUUGAGCCACCAUCAUCUCGUCGACUGCUUCUCAACAGGAACGUUGUGGUUGUCAAGAAUAUUCCCACAGGUGAUAUGCUUUUAGACGAGGCGCUGCGAACCAUUAGUUCAAAUAAGCCUGCGGACGUAAAGUCCUGGAUUGAAUAUCUUAGCGGUGAGACUUGGAAUCCGUUUAAAAUAACUCUGCAGAUGAGGAACGUACGAGAGCGAAUAGCUAAAAACUUGGUCGAGAAGGGUGUGUGUUCAACGGAGAAGCAAAAUUUUAUCGUUUUUGAUAUGACUACUCAUCCUCUUAUUAAUACGCCCGCCAAGCAGCUAAUUAUUCAACGGCUUAAUGAUGCUGUUUUGUCUAAUUGGUCCGCUGACAUUACGAAUAUGGACAAACGAUCGCUUUCUUUGAUUAUUGUUGCACAUAGAGCCGAUGUUCUCGAAAAUGCGUUCUUAACACUUUCGAACCAAGAUUACAGCACAGCUAUGAGACACGUAAGAACACUUCUGGAUUUGAAUUACAAUGAUUACGGCUCCACCGGUAACCCUGCAGAUGUUAUUUGGGCUGUGUAUGCUGCUUUAAGCUCCUGA